Messenger RNA from Nannochloropsis gaditana CCMP526, 2958 nucleotides. RefSeq lists its product as uncharacterized. The transcript has a single exon. The record is from RefSeq and is a predicted model, not a curated record. Bases 1 to 2958 code for a protein of 985 amino acids.
AUGGCCCGUCUCUGUAGCACGUCUGUUUCCGCAGUUCUACUGCUGCUGGUUUCCAAUUCCGGAUGGACAGCAGGGAAAACUGAGCUUAGACAGACUUUCAGCGGACUGGCGCAGGCCGCGGAAUCCAACCCGGGAAACCAAUUCGGGGGAGCCUUUCUGAAUGGCGCCAGCGCCAUUGCCAAAGGUCUUGCGGGGAAUGCUGCAACAGACAACAUCCCUUCCAGCACUUCUGCGGGUGCCACUGAUAUUAUCAAAGAUGACUUGGGGCCGGACGUACUUCCCACUCCACCCGAAAACAACAACGUGGCUAACAAGGCCUCUCUGGGCGGUCUUGUAGGAGGCCCGGGCACUUCCCUCGGGGACGGUCUCAGCUGGAACUUCGGGUCGAAGGGUAUGAUCCAAAUGCUAACGGGCUUUUUCAUGACCUUCAUGUCCGGUUCUGCUAACCCCAACAGCGCCUUGAACGUGUAUGGCAGCGCCCUUAUGAGCCAGGACCCGGUGGAGAUCUCUGCUGCUUUUGGAAAGCUUCUGACGUCGUUGGAUAUGUCUUGUGCCUUCCAGAUGACAAGCGGUGGCGAUGGCGUGGAUAUGAAGUUCCGUGACGGGAAGGAGGCUUUGCACAUCCAGUUUGUACCCACCACCAAAGCGACUGUCUUCAAUUUCAAGGGCGAGUUCCCGAAAUCUCGCGCCUUUUCUUACGCAACUUACGCUGUGGCAAACCAGCAGGUGUCUUUUGUGGACAUGAUCUCCGACGUUGACAUGGUCGCCUCCACCGGCUCGAAUCCUUUCACUGCGGGCCCCGGCAAUACAGGUGCCUCGGGCUCCUACGACUUGUACGUGACUCCCGAUGGCAAGCAGGGCUUUCCUAACGAGAUCAAGACCUUCGCCGACGGCGAUGUCACUAACGAGCUUUCCGGCAUCAUCAUCGUCUACCGCGUCAUCAUGGCGGACGGAAUCAAGUCAGAUGGAUGGGGCGGCGUUCCUCCCCCCGCCCUCCGCGUUAAAGCCUUCAGUGUGCUGGCCACAGGGUUGUGGUUCAAUCUGGCCCCCUGCAACCCCAAGAACGAUAUCACAAUCGAAAAUUUCAUUGAGAACAGAUUGGCCUUGAAGGAAGGCAUGUCGGACGUCAAGGUCGAGUGUGACGUCUUCAACAUGGACAACAAUUUUGUCUACUACGACGACGCCCAGUACUUUAAGACCCCCGACGAGAACCACAUUAUCUCCUGCGGCAACCGCGCUCUCCUACCCCCCGGGGCCGACAUGAUCACCAUCAUCUCUGGAACCCUCCCCCCCGCUUCAGACUCCCGUUACGCCUCCAUCAGCUUGGUCAACCUGUACCCUCCAGGGAGGAACGUCUACUCCGUCUCGGACCAAUCUUUGCGAAAUUUUUACUGGGACCAGGGCAAGUCGGCCGUGAACUACACCAUCAUCAUGGCCAAGAACAAGCUUGCUCUCAACAAGUGCGGCCUCAGCAAAUUGCCCGCCAACUGGUAUCAGGUGUAUUGGGCCGGCUUUGCGGAUGCCCUCGAGGGUUCGUACCCGGGCAUUGUCUACCGCGAGAUGAUGACGGACGGCUACGAGCAGUCCUUGGAACAGGUUCGGUAUGCCUGUGAGGCAGAGAAGGACUGCUCCAACCCCAAAUUCUUCGAGCAGCAGAUGGGCGAUUACUACCCUCGCAUUUCCUACCUGUCCUGCAGCAGCUCAGGCCUGGCCCCGGCACCCAUCAAGAACGAGAACUUGACGUUCCCCGAGCCGCGACUGCCCCGACCGGCCUUUCAAGGCUUAUGGACGAGUUUGGCGGGCAAUGACUUGUUGGGGGUGGAGUCGAUUCCCCAGGCCUCGGUCACGAUGGCGGCGCUCCAGGGCUCGGACGUCUACGUGAACGGGAAGCUCGCGGGGAGGGCCACGGACAACGUGAAGGUGGUGAGCAAGCAGACGGCCUCCUUCGGCUGGUCCCCGAUCCAGUCCGUGUACUACGACCCCGAGAACCCCGUAACGGCCAACCCGGUGAUCAGGGAGUACAUGGACGCGGACGGGAACCCCGUCCAGCUCGAGCUGGUCCCCACCCCCGCCAAGUUCUUGCCGGACGAGGUGCUCUUCGCCGUGAAGGUGCCCAUCACGGGGGGGCUCAAGGCCUUCUUCGCCACCCACGACGUGUGCGGGACCAGCAGGUCGAGUGCGGCGGGGUGGAAGUGCAUCGCUACCACAUUCCCGGACGCGAACUGGACCUUGCCGUCCUUCGACGACUCCAAGUGGCUUCCGGCCAAGGCGCUGAAGAAGGGGGAGGCCUGCUCGGGCAUGCCCACGGAUUGCACUGCUCUUCCCCCCGACGCGCAGGGGAUAUGGGCCGACACCUGCACAGGAAGUGGGGGACCCAACCAGGGCAACGUCUACUGUCGCUUGCGGGUGCCGCAGACCUGCGACUUGACAGCGAGGGCGGGUUCCGACGACAGGGUCAAAACCUGGUGCCCCGACCUGGCCAAUGCGGUGGCGACGGCGCGCUUCGCCUCCCCGACCCUGCAUUGGCUUUACGCGAACGGGCUGGAGGUCGGGGGCGACCAGACGAUGGUGAUCCCGGCGGGCACCACGAGCUUUGCCUUGGACCCCGCCGCGCCCACCGUGGUCCUGGCUUUUAAGGCUGUGGAUGACACGCGCAAGGUGGUGAAGAGCUUCAUCAAGGGCCAGUUCAAUCUGUGCGGGUUCGAGCACGUGACGGACGCGUCGUGGAGGUGUGCACCCUCGGAGCCCUUCACGGACGACUGGCUGCAGCCUGGCUUCGACGACUCGGAGUGGGACCCUGUCCGCGUCGUCGACGGCUUCCCUUGGCAGCCCAACCCCUCGGCGGGCAUGAGCCCCGAGUCCUCCUGGGUCUGGGCUCAGAGCGGGAUCCAGACCUUCUGCCGGCUGGAGGUCCCGAACCCCGUGUACGGGGCCAAGCAGUUCUUUGAGAUUGCAUAG